Coccomyxa subellipsoidea C-169 is the source of this 450-nucleotide messenger RNA. RefSeq lists its product as hypothetical. The transcript has a single exon. Bases 1 to 450 code for a protein of 149 amino acids. NCBI's taxonomy places the organism in Eukaryota, Viridiplantae, Chlorophyta, Trebouxiophyceae, Coccomyxaceae. The record is from RefSeq and is a predicted model, not a curated record.
AUGGCCAGGUUAGUGGGUUACCUUGGCGCCUUGCCAGCGGCUCUGAGAUCCUCCAAGGCGGCUAAUACGAUGCGCCGCUACGCCCCUCUUUCGAAGCGCUUCGUUGCUCGGUGCAAGGAACGUGAGCUCCCGUACUUGCCGACCCUGCCGGUGGUCGUCGCUAUGUACCUGCUCCAGAUCACACAGACUGGGCGAUCGUACUCGACGAUCAAGUGUGUUUCCCCGCAGCGAAUGCGGCAUUUCACGCCUUUGCCACCUGUGCGGCUAUCACGGACAAGGCGGUGGUCUCCUCGGUUCGGGGCUACGUUAUGCCAGGCUUGCGCAAUCUGUCGCUCGCUGCUGCUGUCAGUCCAGCAUUCUGUAUGUUCUUUGGAUAUGACGACCUGGCACACAUUCGUGUUAGUAAUCUCAAGUGGCAAGAUUCGCACUGGGAGAUCGUUCUCCAUCUAG